AUGACUCUGUCCUUCAAGCCUGAUGUUUCCUCAGAGACAGACACUAGAGGAGGAGAGGAGGAGUUCACCCCUCCAACCAUCACCAUCACUCCUUCUGUGCAAGAUGCAAUCUUCCCUACAGAAGAGAAUGAGGAUGAGCGUUUCCACAUGGAGGUAGAGGAGGAGAGGGAGCAGCAAAGAAUUGACUUUACAAAGCUGGUGGCUGGGAGACAAAAGAGAGGUGCCUGGGGGAAGAGGAAACAUGUACCUACAGUGGAGGCCAAAGCUUACAGAAUAACCACUGACACAGAAAUCAACUGCAGGGGCAUCGGCAUGACUCAACUGCCAAUCAUCCACAAUCUGGAGGCCACAAAGCUGGAUGCGGCAGAGAACAACAUCCAAAGCAUCACUCCAGACGUUUUCUCCGGCUUGCCGAACCUGGACACACUGGACCUAAGCAAAAACAACCUCUAUGAUGAGUCCUUCAGCCAAAACCCCCUGUCUAACUUGACCUUUCUGAAGAGGUUGAACUUAGAUGGCAACCAACUUACCAGGAUCCCGUCACUGCCACCAUCUCUGGAAGAGCUCAAGAUUAACAACAACCAGCUUAAUUCCCUCACCCCUCAUUGUUUCGAAGGUUUGAAGAACCUGUGGAAUCUGGAGCUGCAAGGGAAUAUUCUACACGAGGCCAGCGUGUCACCUGAAACCUUCAGACCAAUAAAGAAGCUUCUGUACCUCCAGUUGGACCAUAACCGCUUCCGUUCAUUGCCCCAGGGUCUUCCCUCAUCUCUGAAGAGGCUGGACAUGAAUGAUAAUCUGAUUGAUGAGGUGACAGAGGAGGUAGUGAGGGACUGCUUCCAUUUAAGAGCGCUGAACCUGAGUCACAACCUGCUGCAUGAGCAAGCCGUUGCUCACCAUGCCUGGACCCAUCUCAAAGCCCUGGAAGUCUUGGACCUGUCUUACAACCGAUUCACCUCAGUCCCCAUGAAUCUGCCCCGCCGUCUCAGUAAUCUGACACUUCAGCACAACGACAUCAGUCAAAUCCCUGCCUUCGCGUUCCGUCACCUGCAGCCGGGCCUGCAGUCGCUCCGUCUUUCCCACAAUUCCUUGAGCAACGAGGGCGCUGAGAGAGUUUCUUUUGUUGGAACGUACCGCUCACUUGUAGAGCUCCUACUGGACAACAAUCACCUGGGGGAGAUCCCACUCUCUGUUCGACAGUAUAAGAAGCUGCAGGUGCUGAGGCUGGAGAACAACCACAUCAGGCUGGUGAGGAAGUGGGGAGUGUGCCACCCUCGUAAUCCUGGCUCCACUUUGACUUCAGUCCACUUGGAAAAUAAUCUGAUGGAAGUGGAGAGGAUCCCCCCAAAUGCCUUUUCUUGUCUUGCUGAUGCCGGGGGGUUGGUCCUCUAUCCACAGCAGUGA
Messenger RNA from Scomber japonicus (chub mackerel), 1401 nucleotides. RefSeq names its product extracellular matrix protein 2. Gene Ontology annotation, cellular component: extracellular matrix. The transcript is spliced from 10 exons. The coding region runs from base 1 to 1401 and encodes 466 amino acids. Gene Ontology annotation, biological process: positive regulation of cell-substrate adhesion; extracellular matrix organization. The record is from RefSeq and is a predicted model, not a curated record. Lineage: Eukaryota; Metazoa; Chordata; Actinopteri; Scombriformes; Scombridae. Gene Ontology annotation, molecular function: protein binding; heparin binding; collagen V binding.